Messenger RNA from Polyodon spathula (Mississippi paddlefish), 2436 nucleotides. RefSeq names its product speckle-type POZ protein-like. Gene Ontology annotation, cellular component: nucleus; cytoplasm. The record is from RefSeq and is a predicted model, not a curated record. NCBI's taxonomy places the organism in Eukaryota, Metazoa, Chordata, Actinopteri, Acipenseriformes, Polyodontidae. The transcript is spliced from 11 exons. The coding region runs from base 537 to 1661 and encodes 374 amino acids. Gene Ontology annotation, biological process: regulation of proteolysis; proteasome-mediated ubiquitin-dependent protein catabolic process. Gene Ontology annotation, molecular function: ubiquitin protein ligase binding.
UCUGUUUACAGAUGUGCACUUCACUUUAAAGAUUUGUGCUGUUGUCUUGAUCAGGGAGAGAGUAUGUGCUGGAGAAGAAUGAAACUUGACAGGUACUGUACAGUAGCAGCAGCAGUAAACCUGGUGCAUCUCAAAUUGUAUGGUGACGGCGCUAUGGCCUUGUUUUGAAUUUGCUAAGGACAGCCUUUGAGGGAGCCUGCAAAUCAUUUGUUGACCAUGAAGUGACAAGUAUUUCAACAUAUUGGAAGAAACACAACUUUAAAUGUAUUCAGUGACAUUAUAAACGACUGCAUCAGAAAGCUGCCAUGCCAAGGAAACCAAUCCGUAAAUGACAAUGGAAAUAAAGUAUCUGUCCUUUCAUCGAUAGAUUGGUGGCCAGGUGGAAGAACUUGGCCAGCAGUGGCUGAAUUUCCACGCACAGAUGUCCGAAGACCUUUGAUCAGGAGGGAAGACUGCUGCAUGUGUUUUUCAGUUUUGUGUUUUGUGUUUUUUUAUUUUGGUGAUUCGGAAGCUCCCAUUCACACUCCAAGCUGGCGAUGUCAAGAGUGUCGAGUCCCCCUCCUCCCGCGGACAUGUCAAGCGGGCCUGUGGCAGAGAGCUGGUGUUACACGCAGAUUAAAGUGGUAAAGUUUUCCUACAUGUGGACCAUCAACAACUUCAGCUUCUGCAGGGAAGAGAUGGGGGAGGUCAUCAAGAGUUCAACGUUCUCCUCUGGAGCGAACGACAAGUUGAAAUGGUGUCUGCGAGUGAACCCCAAGGGGCUGGACGAGGAGAGUAAAGACUAUUUGUCUCUGUACCUGCUGCUCGUCAGUUGUCCCAAGAGCGAAGUGCGAGCCAAGUUCAAGUUCUCCAUUCUCAACGCCAAAGGGGAGGAGACCAAAGCCAUGGAGAGCCAGCGGGCAUACCGAUUUGUGCAAGGGAAGGACUGGGGCUUCAAGAAGUUCAUUCGAAGGGAUUUUCUUUUAGACGAGGCCAAUGGACUCCUGCCAGACGAUAAGCUCACCCUGUUCUGUGAGGUUAGCGUGGUGCAGGACUCGGUCAACAUCUCGGGACAGAACACCAUGAACAUGGUGAAGGUACCAGAGUGCCGGCUGGCGGACGAGCUCGGGGGGUUGUGGGAGAACUCUCGCUUCACGGACUGCUCCCUGUGCGUGGCAGGACAAGAGUUCCAGGCACACAAAGCCAUACUUGCAGCUCGUUCACCGGUCUUCAGUGCAAUGUUUGAACAUGAAAUGGAGGAGAGUAAAAAGAACCGUGUUGAAAUAAACGACGUGGAGCCCGAGGUUUUUAAAGAGAUGAUGUGUUUUAUCUACACGGGGAAGGCCCCCAACCUUGACAAGAUGGCGGACGACCUGCUGGCGGCUGCGGACAAGUACGCUCUGGAGCGUUUGAAAGUGAUGUGUGAGGACGCACUCUGCAGUAACCUGUCGGUGGAUAAUGCCGCAGAGAUUUUAAUCCUGGCGGAUCUUCACAGUGCAGACCAGCUGAAGAACCAAGCCGUGGACUUCAUUAACUACCAUGCCGCGGAUGUGAUGGAGACGUCUGGCUGGAAGUCCAUGGUGGUGUCUCACCCUCACCUGGUGGCAGAGGCUUACCGCUCCCUGGCGUCCGCACAAUGCCCCUUCCUGGGGCCUCCCCGCAAGCGCCUGAAGCAGUCCUAAUGCCUACCACCCAGCCCCCCAUCAAUCCUCUCCCUCCUCCUGCACCCCGUCUACCGAACCCCCCUCACCCACCUGAGCCCCCUUUCCGUGUGAGAAAUAUUGUUGUUCGAUUCUUGUGAAUUUUAUCAGAAACAAAAAGGCAAGUUGGCACUGCCUGGAGCCACUGGCCGUUGCCCAGUGCUGGGCCUGUACAAGGUGCCUUUGCAGCAUGGAGAGAGAGAGAGACUUUGCUGAGUGAAGAAAUCCACACGGAGGCUUUUAAAAAGCAGCGCUAGAUGACAGGAGAGGGGGACUGGACUGGAUUCUCAUAGUGACCCGCUGCUUUCCGAUAGUGUGUUUCCUUUAGACGUCAGCUGUAUGGAACGCCCUGCUGUUUGUUUCUUAAACUAGAGUGGCAGAGGAUGAAUUUUAAGGAUAAAGACUGUUUUUAACAAGGAGAAAAGCAUUUAAAAAUAAGAAGUAUAAUAAUACAAAUCAACCAGAGGCUUUGAAGCAAAAACAAAAGCGUAGCGCUGUUUUAAACUUUGCACUACUUGUCCCUUUUUCUGAACUUGUCCCUUUUGUCAAUUGCAAAAAAAAAAAAAAAAGAAAAUGGUUAAGCCAGGAUGCCGACACAACGAUUCCAAAAUGUAACUCGAUUUGUUUAUAGUUUUGUUUCCUUUGAAAAAACAGAAAAACUAAAAAAAAAAAAAAAGUGUAAAUUCAUUUUGUGACAUCUUUGUAUUGCAGUUUCCCUCAAGUAGUACUUGUGUAUUAAAUGGCCAUAAAAACAAAA